CAAAACACACCCUAUUAUUCCGGAACGCGGUACAGAAUAGAGAAGCGCAGUCAAGGACUGCUCCUGCAUCUGCAGCCCCACCGCAGAGGCCGACGGGAACAAUUCGGUCCAGCCCUCCGGCUUCCCGCGAAAUCUAUAGGCGGGGGCGCGAAGCGGGAGUUUGGGGGAAAAUUUCGCGGGCCGGGGCGAGCAGAGCCGCCGCCUCGCGGGGAAAGAUGGGGAAGGAGCGGGAGCGGGAGGAGCAGGUGGCCAUGGUGCGCGCGGUGCUCGGCGAGGGCACGCCGGAGAUGGAUAUCAUCCGCGCGCUCCACAUGGCUGGCGAUGACCCCACCAAGGCCAUCAACAUCCUCCUCGACUUCCUCCAGAAGCCACCGCCAUCGCCGUCGCCCUCCCCCUCCCCACCGCCUGCCAAACCUGCCAAAACCCUCACCGAGUCAACCCCACCGAGCAGUGUCCCUACGCAUCCCAAGCCCACGGCAGAGAAACCUAAGCCCGCGCCUGCGCCCGCGACAACCAACGGCGGCGGUGAGCACUGGUGGUUGGUGGGGAGCGCCGAGAUGGCGGGGUUGGCCACCUGCAAGGGCAGACGAAUUGCCCCUGGGGACGCGGUCACCUUCUCCUUCCCCAACGCCACGGCUGCCGCCGCCGCGGCGGGCAAGAGCCGUCCCGGCCGCCCCGGCCUUGCUUCCUGCUCCUCCGGGAUCAUGCGCUUCUCCACCCCGAACCACGGGGAGGUGGGUCGCAUCCCCAAUGAGUGGGCACGGUGCCUCCUUCCCCUUCUCAAGGAGAACAAGAUAAAAGUCCAGGGCUCGUGCAAAUCAGCUCCUGAGGCGCUUAGCAUUAUGGACGCCGUCCUCUUAUCCGUGUGUGUAUAUAUCAACAGCUCAAUGUUUCACGAUCAAAAGCAAUCGACGCCCAAAGCCGCUCGGGUUGCUCCUGAGGAUUCCACAUUUCACCCACUACCUGCACUUUUUAAGUUGAUUGGGCUUGCCCCUUUUAAAAAGGCCGCAUUUACUCCAGAAGAUCUUUAUUCCAGGAAGCGACCGAUUGAAACAAAGAGCAGUAUCGGAGUGCCUGCCACUAAGUUGACAUCCGAGAAAUUGAGAUUAUCUUCUGGUGGAAAUGAAGAUGAUCAGGAUGAAGAAACUGUUUCAGAUUCAGAUUUGGAUGAUCUAAUUGGAAUCACUGACAGUUCUGCACUGGAGGAAAGGGCUCCCCCUGAUUCUCUGCAGUGCGAUCUACGCUCUUAUCAAAAGCAGGCCCUUCAUUGGAUGCUGCAACUUGAGAAAGGAAGUUCUUACCAGGAUGCAGCUACAACCCUUCACCCUUGUUGGGAAGCAUAUAAACUCGAGGACAAGAGGGAACUAGUUUUGUACUUGAAUGUGUUUUCAGGCGAUGCCACAACUGAGUUCCCUAGUACAUUACAACUUGGCAGAGGAGGGAUUCUGGCAGAUGCAAUGGGAUUGGGGAAGACUAUUAUGACUAUUGCUCUUCUUCUUUCUGAUUCUGGCAAAGGAUGCAUCACUACUCACCAUACCACUCAGAUCUGUGGAGAAGCUAGAGGGUUGGGUGAAUUGCCUACUCAUUCUCAUGAUGCUGUGAAGAAGCUUGCUAGCCCUUUCUCUUUUAGUAAGCUUAGAAAACAUAAGGCUCCACUUAUUGGAGGUGGCAAUCUAAUCGUCUGCCCAAUGACUCUACUUGGUCAGUGGAAGGCGGAGAUUGAAGCUCAUACUAAGCCGGGCAUUGUGAAUAUAUAUGUUCAUUAUGGACAAAACAGACCAAAAGAAGCAGGUUUUGUCGGUCAGAGUGAUAUUGUCCUGACUACAUAUGGUGUCGUGGCAUCAGAAUUUUCAACUGAUGGUUCAAUAGAAAAUGGUCCUCUCUACUCUGUAAAUUGGUUCAGAGUUGUGCUUGAUGAAGCACACAUGAUAAAGUCUUCUAGAAGUUUGAUAUCCCUAGCUGCUGCUUCUCUGACAGCUGAUCGGCGCUGGUGUCUCACCGGUACACCAAUUCAGAACAACUUGGAGGAUCUGUACAGCCUUUUUCGGUUUUUGAGAGUUGAACCAUGGAGGAACUGGGCCUUGUGGCAUAAACUUGUACAAAAACCAUACGAAGAAGGUGAUGAAAGAGGCUUAAAGCUAGUGCAGUCUAUUUUAAAGCCAAUAAUGUUGAGAAGGACUAAAAAUAGCACAGACAAGGAGGGCAGACCGAUCGUUACUUUACCCCCUGCGAAUAUUGAAGUAAAAUAUUGUGAUUUGUCAGAGGCUGAGAAGGAUUUCUAUGAAGCUCUAUUUCGAAAAUCUAAGGUAAAAUUUGAUCAAUUUGUGGAGCAAGGAAGGGUCUUGCACAACUAUGCUUCAAUUUUGGAGUUACUUUUGCGCCUUCGGCAAUGCUGUGACCAUCCGUUCCUUGUUCUGAGUCGUGGGGAUACACAGGAGUUUGCAGACCUAAACAAGCUUGUGAAGCGUUUCCUGCAUGGUGGUAAUGGUGCCGUUAAUGGGGAUUCUUCUUGCCUCCCCUCUAGAGCUUACAUUGAAGAGGUUGUCCAAGAACUGCAGAAAGGUGAAGGGGAGUGCCCUAUUUGCCUAGAAGCCUUUGAGGAUGCUGUAUUAACUUCCUGUGCCCACCGUUUAUGCCGAGAGUGUCUGUUGUCUAGUUGGCGAAGUGCAACAGCAGGUCUUUGUCCUGUCUGUAGGUCAAUGAGCAAACAAGAUCUCAUAACUGCUCCAACUGAUAGCCGCUUUCAAGUUGAUGUCGAUAAAAACUGGGUUGAAUCUUCCAAGAUAUCUGCUCUCCUGCUGGAGUUAGAAGCUCUUCGCAGUUCAGGUGCCAAGAGCAUCGUGUUUAGCCAGUGGACUGCAUUUUUAGAUCUCUUGCAAAUUCCACUUUUGAGAAAUAACUUCUCAUUUGCUAGGCUGGAUGGGACGUUGAAUCAUCACCAGAGAGAGAAAGUAAUCAAGGAGUUCUCGGAGAACAAAAGCAUUUUGGUUCUACUUAUGUCUCUGAAGGCUGGUGGUGUUGGUAUAAACCUUACUGCUGCAUCUAAUGCAUUUGUCAUGGACCCUUGGUGGAAUCCUGCUGUCGAAGAACAAGCUGUAAUGCGCAUCCAUCGAAUUGGUCAAACAAAGACUGUUUCUAUCAAAAGAUUCAUUGUGAAGGGCACUGUUGAAGAACGAAUGGAAGCCGUGCAGGCCCGUAAGCAGCGAAUGAUUUCUGGAGCGUUGACAGAUCAAGAAGUCCGCACCGCACGUAUAGAAGAACUGAAGAUGCUUUUCUCUUGAGACACAAAAGGGUUAUCGAUAAUCUGAUGUCAUUUCUUGCACAUCGCAUCCAUGGCUACCAAAAGAUGGUCAGCGUUCUUUUUCUCAGCAGAAAGAGGAAGGUAAAACGGGGUAAGAAUUCCGAGUGUCGUCACCCAAAUAGCUUACAUCGUCCGGCGUUUAGUUGCUGUUGUACACAUGAUUUUGUAUAUAUUUCAUGAACAGUGAUUAAACAAAAUGAGAGUCGGCAGAAGAAAAGGUGUAUCGUGCCAUUUUCUUACGGAACGGUGCCGAUUUGUACUUAAAAAGAAAAACCUUAAUGCCUUAGUGUUGUUAAGGUUUUUUCCUUGAUAAUAUGUUAAUGAGGAUAAUUGGUUUUUCUUCAUGAUCUAGGAAUCUAACAAGAGACGAGGUAUAUAUGAUGUAUAUAGGUUCGGAUCCUUGAUUGAAGUAAUAUCUUAUGUCCUGGGUGGUUGUUGAUAUAUAUGUA
Molecule: messenger RNA, 3750 nt
Organism: Phragmites australis (common reed)
Lineage: Eukaryota; Viridiplantae; Streptophyta; Magnoliopsida; Poales; Poaceae
Product: DNA repair protein RAD5A
Exons: 20
Coding region: 216-3281 (1021 amino acids)
Molecular function (GO): ATP binding; hydrolase activity, acting on acid anhydrides, in phosphorus-containing anhydrides; zinc ion binding
Source: RefSeq, a predicted model, not a curated record